Messenger RNA from Salarias fasciatus (jewelled blenny), 1922 nucleotides. RefSeq names its product erythropoietin-like. Lineage: Eukaryota; Metazoa; Chordata; Actinopteri; Blenniiformes; Blenniidae. The record is from RefSeq and is a predicted model, not a curated record. The transcript is spliced from 5 exons. Gene Ontology annotation, molecular function: erythropoietin receptor binding; hormone activity; cytokine activity. Gene Ontology annotation, biological process: nucleate erythrocyte development. The coding region runs from base 105 to 665 and encodes 186 amino acids. Gene Ontology annotation, cellular component: extracellular region.
CGCCGGACGACCUGUUGCGCUCGGCCGGUCCCUUUAACGUGAGCCGUGGAGCCCGUGCGUAGUUUUUUCACCAUGUUUUUGAAAGAUGCCGCACCUGUUCGCGAAUGUUGCAGAAAACGGGUAGGAGAGGACUGCUUGCCUUGCUGUUGAUAGUACUGGAGUGGACCCGGCCAGGCCUGCUGUCCCCGCUGAAGCCAAUCUGUGACCUGAGGGUCCUGAACCAUUUCAUCAAGGAGGCACGAGACGCCGAAGUCGCUAUGAAGGCAUGCAGAGAAGGCUGUGGCCUGACGGAGGCGGUAACUGUUCCCCAAACCACAGUGGACUUGGAUGUCUGGGAGAAGAAAAAUGCACUGGAUCAAGCUCAGGAAGUGCAGACCGGCUUGUGGCUUUUACAAGUGGCCCUCGGCUCGCUGCGGUCGUCGGUCACCAACACGGCUCUGCACAGCCACAUAGACAACACCAUCAGAAACCUGCCCAGCAUCAACGCCGUGCUGCGGAGCCUCAACUUUCAGGAGUACACGCCGCCGUCGAGUGCAGCGGGGCUUGAGGGGACGUGGCGAGUGUCCUCGGCGUCGGAGCUGCUCCAGGUCCACGUCAACUUCCUGCGAGGCAAAGUGCGCCUCCUCCUCUUGGACGCACAGGCCUGUCAGCAAGACGUCAGCUGAUCGGCCAAACGCCCGACUCCGGGGCGAAGGUAAUUUGUGUUUCCAAAAAAGGCAAGCGGAGGAACCUGACACUGUUGACCUGCGCGCCGGCUUGCUGGAAGCGGAAGGAGGAAGACGCGGCGAUCCUCGGGAAGCGAGGAAGGAAGGAAGGAAGGAAGGACGAUCCCAGCAAGGCUUUGGACUGGACGGGAGACGAUAGCACCUUGGAAUGUAGACGUGACGGACUGGCGGAUGUGGCGAAGCACACGCUGACCAAAAUAUAGGAAAUGCCCUCGAGAAGCACUGUUCCAAUCGCUGUCCUACUGGCACUCUCUUGCACUUUGUGUGGAUGCAUUUCGUGUGGGCGAGCUCACUGUGCAUGUAUGUGUAUGUUUCCAGUGACUCUGACCCAGACAAUCGUCUCUUUAGAGUAAAUUGUGGAGCGGAACACUCAGAAAAGUAUUGAUCGCACCGGGAAAUCUGAGGACUGCGGGGUUGCGACAGGGCGGCCGUUUCCACUCCCAUGGCAAAGAGGCAGGAAAAAAAAAACAAAACAAGGCCUCAGCCACUCAUGAAUUUAACAAUUUUCAGAAAUAUUCGUUCCUUCUUUUGAAUUAUUUUUCAGUGAAUAUUUUAUUAUUUUUUUAAGAUGUGUAAUUGCUAUUUAUACAGAUUUUCUACUUUUAAGCUCCAGUCUUAGUUCGUUAGCGUAAGUCUAAGAUUUUAGUCGAGCUCUUCGUCAUGGGACACAUUUGCAGAGGUGUUUGUUCACACUUGCAAAGUCACGCUGCUCUUCAUAUAUAUAUAUAUGUUUUUUUUUUAUAUACAAAGAUUGUACGUACCUGUUAUGGUUUCAAGGAAAGAAAAAAAAAAACAACGGAGGGCCUGUAAUGUUUGAUGCUUUAGUUACAGCGAGCGUGAGAGCAAGAGGUCAGAGUGGAGGGAUUACAUGAGAACUGUGAAACUGUUUCGUCUCUAUCCGUGUUUUUGUUUUCUGCCGAACCAACACUCGACCACUGUCUGCACACUGAUAGCAACGUUUUUUUUUGGGGUUUUUUUACAAUUAACAUCCUGUGCGGCUGUAAUUGCAAAUAGUUUUCCAGAACCUGCCUCCGUUGUUCGUCAUCAGACGGCAGGCGAGCAAUCAGCUCGUCCUGGGAACUUUAGAGGUUUUCUGCAAAAUGGAUGCUCAGCUGUUUCGGAUUCGUUAAGAGUUCUUCCUUGUUUUUUCCUUAUUUUUAUAUCUCGUUGUACAAGUGCAAGAUGUUUUUGAGGAUG